AUGGGUCUCCCCAAUACAGUGGAUUGGGCCGAUUUGGUAACACUAGACCUCAGCAAGUUUGACCAACCGGGGGGAAAACAGGAGUUGGCAGCUCAGCUCUUCGAUGCUGUGAACAGAAUAGCAGGGUUCUUCUACAUCAUCAACUUUGGCCUCACGCAAGAAGAGGUCGACCGACAGUUCAGCCUGUGCAAACAGGUCUUCAACCUCCCCACCGAAGAAAAGCUCAAGUAUCGCGCCGAUCUCGAGAAUGGGGGCUACAACGGCUACAAGCCUCUCGGCAUCCGCGAGAUCAAGAACGGCGUGAAGGACAAUACGGAAAUCUACAACAUCCCCAAGUUCACCCCCCAGUACGAACGCGAGCACCCGGCAAUCAUCCGCGAACACUGGGACGAGAUCCAGUACUUUGCCAAACACAUCCAUUUCCAGAUUGUGAGGAAGUUGCUUGUGCUUUUUGCGCUGGUGCUGGAGCUGCCCGAGGAUUACUUUUUGAAAAUCCAUCGGUACGAGGAGCAGAAAAGUGAUUGCCACUUCCGAUAUAUGAAAUACCAUCGUCGGUCGCCGGAGGUGAAUAAACAACUGGACAAUGUGUGGGUCAAGGGCCAUACGGACUUUGGAAGUUUAACCCUGCUCUUCAGACAACCCGUCGCAGCGCUCCAGGUCCGCACGCCCGAGGGCGAAUGGAAAUACGUGAAGCCGUACCCGGAGAGCAUCACGGUCAACAUCGCCGACGUGCUCCAGUUCCUCACCAACGGCUUCCUGAAAUCCAGCAUCCACCGCGUCGUGGCCCCGCCUCCAGACCAAGCCGACGUCGACCGUCAUGGCGUCUUGUACUUCGUCAGACCCGAGGAUGACACCGAGUUGGUCCCAAUCAAGGGCAGUCCCGUACUGGAGAGGCUCGGGUACGACAAGGUCCUGGAUCCAGCGACGGUGGGGUUGACGGCCGGAGAGUGGGUGAAAGCGCGGGUCGCGAAGAAUGUGAGCCGCGUGGGCAAGGAGGAGGAGAGUAUUAUCAAAGGGGUCAAGGCUAAGUAUUAUGACUGA
This is a messenger RNA of Cladophialophora psammophila CBS 110553, 1041 nucleotides long. RefSeq lists its product as uncharacterized. Gene Ontology annotation, molecular function: dioxygenase activity. The transcript is spliced from 4 exons. The record is from RefSeq and is a predicted model, not a curated record. Lineage: Eukaryota; Fungi; Ascomycota; Eurotiomycetes; Chaetothyriales; Herpotrichiellaceae. The coding region runs from base 1 to 1041 and encodes 346 amino acids.